Cladophialophora yegresii CBS 114405 is the source of this 807-nucleotide messenger RNA. RefSeq lists its product as uncharacterized. The coding region runs from base 1 to 807 and encodes 268 amino acids. Gene Ontology annotation, molecular function: glutaminyl-tRNA synthase (glutamine-hydrolyzing) activity. Gene Ontology annotation, biological process: regulation of translational fidelity; glutaminyl-tRNAGln biosynthesis via transamidation. Lineage: Eukaryota; Fungi; Ascomycota; Eurotiomycetes; Chaetothyriales; Herpotrichiellaceae. The record is from RefSeq and is a predicted model, not a curated record. The transcript has a single exon.
AUGCCUCGGCCGCCUCGCCAGGCGUUCAGCAUCCGUACAGCAUUCUGCGGUCCCAUAACCAGCCCGUCACGAGAGAAGGAACUCCGCCUAGUCAGGAAAAUCGACCUUUCCCCCGAGAUAGAAUCGCUCCUGGAGACUCCGACCUGGUCUGUGGCUUCAUUAUUACCUCCCGCUCCACCUCCACGGAAAGAGCGCGACGCCUCCGGUUUACGCUCGCGGCAACGACCUACCUCAGCAUAUGAAACUGAAGCCGAGACUGAAGAAGAAAUCACAAGAGACAAAUUGCACCACCUCCUCAAGCUCUCCGCGCUGCCGUUGCCUAAGUCCCCAGCAGAAGAGAGUGCAAUGCUGAGUGAUCUCCGUGAUCAAGUGCACUUUGUCAAGGAGAUCCAGAAAGUGGACACCACCGGUGUACAACCUCUUGUAGCGAUUCGGGAUGAGACCUCCGAGCAUAGGCGGGAACAAACAAUCACGCGGGAGAAACUGGCUGAAUACCUGGCUUUGGAAGAGAAGAAAGGGAAGAAUGGUACCAUCCGGCGGAGAAGGGACACCUAUCAAGUCACGAGUUUUUCCCCUGAUAGCCAAGCAUGGAAGGAGGACCCGAUCGCGUGGUCCAGGGUGGAGGAUCCUUGGGCCACAGGGGAAGGUGCUGAGACCCGACGGAUGGGCAGAUUUUUCUUCGUGAAAAGGAGGCAGGAUAGUCCUAUGGGCGAAGAAAGAGAUAAGAGCAUUAAUGGGGAGCGAGGCACCUGGACCACCAAACGACUAGAUCUUUCAGACAGCGCCUUUCGAAACACAGAGCCAUGA